AUGGCCAGAAAAUUAAUUUCGAGCGAAAUGUUAUAUUGCGAUAGGGUAGAAAAAGAUUUCGACGAAGUGAAACCGAUCAUCGUUGAACUACUUGACGGCCAUAAGAAUUUGCUUAACAAUAUCCAAGAAAGUGUACAACAGUUGUCUGAUAGGCUCAGCCGCAAUAAUGAUAGAGACUUGAACACAUCUGCUCUUGUAAAUAAUUCGAAUGCCGAUUUGGUCAGCAGGAAAAAUUCCUGCAACAUCAACAACAACAACAUUGAAGAACAGUAUGAGACUGAAGAAAUUGACGACGACGAUGACGAUGAUGAAGUUGUUGUUUACGAUGAUGAUGGCAGAACUGAUGAUGUUUGCUUUAUCAGUCCUUGCUCGUACUCACCUAACGAGAAUAUUUUUGAUAGAAACCGGCAACAACAUCACCAGCAACAACCUAUUCAACAUAAGCAACAACCGCAACCACAUCAACUGCAACAAUCCCACCAACAACCAAAUCAACUAUCACAACAACAAAUAAUGCAAUUUAUGAAAAUUAAACACGACGUUCAACCUGCUGAACAUCAUCAACAACAAUUCCAACAGCAACAGCCUAAACAACUACACCAACAUCAACAGAAUUCUCAACAUCAACAACAACAUCAUCUGCCACAACAAUUCCAUCAGCAGCCUCAGCAACUUCUGAACUACCACUUCAAACAACAAUACAACCAACAACAAGAACUGCAAGUGAAACGGCAGCAAUUGCAAACGAUGCAACUCAACUUUGAAGAAGAAAUUCCUGAUAAGCAGCAACAAUCUGCUGAUCUCAACAACGUUCAUUUACAGAUGCAACAAAAAGAUCCACUCACACACCAGCAAAGUGAGCAGAAACAACAUCCUCAAUAUUUUCAACAACAAAGCCCACUUUCGAAGUCGUUGCUGCAGCAAAGGUUACUGAACGCAACAAAUAUGAAUAAUGCAAACGAGUAUGACAUCAAAAACUGCAAAAACUACAACAACAGCACCGACAUCAACAACAAUUCUGGUUUCAGCCUCAACAACACAUCAACAGCAUCAACAACAGCAACAUCAGUUUCAUUAACAACAUCUAGUAUGACUGCCACAACAAAAACCACAACAACAUCGUCAUCAAAAGCACCAACAUUGGUUCCAGCGUUUGCCACUGUAGUCAAGAACAACAACAUGUUGACAGUUCAAAAAGCAACAUCAACAAAACUUGCAAAGCGUUUCAACUGCGUGAAGUUAACUGCAACCACACCAAACGUCGUCAGGAGUUGUAGUAGCAGCAGCAGUAGCUGCUGUGCCGAUCAGCUUGAAAACGUGCCUACAAAAUAUUUAAAUAAUAGUAACAAUAAUGAAAAUAAUAGUAGCAAUAAUAAUAAUAAUAAUAAUUAUAAUAAUAAUAAUAACAACAAUGCUAGAAUUAUAAAUAAAAAUUUAAAUAAAUCUUCUAACGAUCUCUCAGCCAAAUGCCAGAGAAACAGAAAUUCAAACAACAGUAACAACAGCAACAACAACAACAAUAUUACUCACAAUAACAGCGUCUAUAACAAACAACCGUCAGCAAAAUUAGUUCAAAGACCUCAGAGUCUAAACACAAACAACAACAAUAACAACAACAAAAUUCAGCAAAAUACAACAGCAAAGUUCAACACAAACAAUUUAAUGCCAAACAACAACCCCAACAAAAAGACGCAAAAAACAACAACAUCAGCUCUAAAUGAAUCAAUUAGACCAUCAUCGGCUUCAUCAAAGAACAACAACAACAACAUCAGCAACAGAAUCAAGAGCGCUCCUGCAAAUAAUGCCAAACUAGCAUUAACUAAAUUUUUAAAGAGCAACAUGGCAGCAGCAAAUUACGACAACAAUGAUUUCAACAAUGACAACGAAAGCAACGACGUCAACAACCUCAUUGUUGAAAAUCAUUUUUUAAAACAAGUUGUCUUUGACGCCAAUGUCCUGGCAGCAAAACAACAACAACCUCCAAUGCACUUGCAACAACUUCUGAAAAACUCCUACCAACAUCAUUCGCAAUACUACCAUUUGGAUUUUCACCAACAAAGACAACAACAACAACAACGAAGCCUGCAACAGAAUGACCCACAACUUCAACACUCGCCAUCUUACAUGAAAGCCAGAGAAUCGGCAUCAACAGCAUUCUCCGAGCCCACGUAUAGCGUCGACGAUGACAACCUCAACGAUCUGGCUCUGAGAAAUAGCAGUUGCAGCAACUUGUUUACAUACAGUGAUUACAACAACAUCAACAACAACAUUGUCAGCAACAUCAACAACAACAACAAAAACUACAAAAAUAAUGGCAAAAACGAGAACAUCAACGUUAAUAACAAUAACAACAACGGAAACAAAAUCUGCAACAUGUUCAGUGGGAAUAAUAUUUGGUCAAACAAUGAAGAGAAUAAAUUUUUAAACAAUAGUUUGAUCGCGAACAACGCAAACAACAACAAUGGAGGUUUUGUAGAUAGCAACAAUAACAUCCACAACAAACUGGUUUCAAGCAAAAGCAAAAAUAUUCACAACGUCAUCAGCAAGUACAAUUUCAACAACAACAACAUCAGUGAUAUCAUCAACAACAACAACAUCAAUGAUAUCAUCAACAACAACAACAUUAAUUAUCCUCUGGACAGCACUUUCCCACCGUUCAAUUAUCCACUGUUAACUUCCUCCUUAAAUUUUUCUAGGUUCAUUAUUUUUGUUACAGCAAUUCUUCAUUCACUUGUUACGCCACUUGUUUGUUAA
Messenger RNA from Helobdella robusta, 2754 nucleotides. RefSeq lists its product as hypothetical. The record is from RefSeq and is a predicted model, not a curated record. The transcript is spliced from 3 exons. NCBI's taxonomy places the organism in Eukaryota, Metazoa, Annelida, Clitellata, Rhynchobdellida, Glossiphoniidae. Bases 1 to 2754 code for a protein of 917 amino acids.